AUGGAGGAUCAUUGUUCCGAGUUGGAAACCUUCAUGCAGCAGCGAAAGAUGCCACCUCACUUUCCUGUUGAAGAUGUAUCAAAGUCUUUUAGUAAUACUCAUCUGUGGGAUGAUAGUUUUCAUGAUCAUAAUAAUGGAUCCGAUGAUGGUAGAAUUGAAUUCAGAUCGUUACCCUUUUUUGAUAGACUAACUUCUACCCGUCUUCUUGAGCCUUCUUCAUCAACUUCUGAUUUGUCAAGACAAUAUAUGAUCCCUGAACAUAACAAUAAAACUACUACUACUUUCACCCAACAAGGCUCUGCCCUUGAUUUUACAUUUCCGAGAGCUUCUACUUUUGUCAAUUUCUUCAAGUCUUCUGCAUCUGCAGAUAAGCUGACUCAGUCCAGACUUCCUCAAACAUCAUCUGAACCAUCUCAUUCUGUUUCUGCAGCCCAUAUUAACCUUUCUGAUUUAACCUUGUUUUCAAAGGAAGCUAAGAUUAUGGACCCCUCACUCAGCAGGGUGGAAACAGUUGGAAGUAGCUCCCAAGAUGCUUUAUUGUCUGAUCCCUUGCUACAGUGUGGCCAAAGUCAAUACCUACCUGCUGGACAUAAUCGAUGGCUGAGAAUGAGCGAGGAUUUCUCAUCAAAUGUAGUCAGUACUGAGUUUAGGCUCAGUCCUACCAAGACACAGGCAAUGAAGAAGUCCACCGGGAGAAGGCUGCAGGCCUUGCUCCACCCUCACAAGAGCUCAUCAUCAUCAUCAACAACAUCAGGGAAGUUGUAUAGAGGAGUAAGGCAGAGGCACUGGGGAAAGUGGGUGGCAGAGAUCAGAUUACCUAGAAACAGGGCAAGGGUGUGGCUGGGGACUUUUGACACAGCCGAGGAGGCUGCUUUUGCUUAUGAUACUGCAGCUUAUAUGCUGAGGGGAGAAUAUGCACAUCUGAAUUUUCCGGAUCAGAAGCAUCUGCUUAAGGCGAACUCCUUAAAUGGAGAAACUGCUGCACUUCUUGAAGCAAAGAUACAAGCAAUAUCCCAGCAAGGUGGACUAAAGAAAUCUGUUGAUCUUCUUCCAGCGUCAUCCUUGCUAAUGAAUAACUUGGCUGAUCCAAAUUCAAUAAGUAGCAGCAGAACAGCUGGCCAACUUUCAGUGAGGAAAGAGUGGCAAUUCGAGUUGGAUGGUAGAGUAUUAGGAACAUCUGAGAUGAUUGAUAGUAACAAAAUGAUGAGAAGCCAUGAAGCUUCAUGUGACCAUAGUGUUGAUACACACGGUGUCCAGUUAAGUAAAAUGCCGUCCUUGGAUAUGGAUUCCAUCUGGGAUGCUCUUUUGAUUUCUGAUACUACAUGA
Chenopodium quinoa (quinoa) is the source of this 1326-nucleotide messenger RNA. RefSeq names its product ethylene-responsive transcription factor ERF062-like. NCBI's taxonomy places the organism in Eukaryota, Viridiplantae, Streptophyta, Magnoliopsida, Caryophyllales, Amaranthaceae. Gene Ontology annotation, biological process: regulation of DNA-templated transcription. The record is from RefSeq and is a predicted model, not a curated record. Bases 1 to 1326 code for a protein of 441 amino acids. The transcript has a single exon. Gene Ontology annotation, molecular function: DNA binding; DNA-binding transcription factor activity.